GAACCCCGGCGCGCGGCGCGGGCAGCCGGCCGGGUCGCGGGACGCGCCGGCCGCCGGCACCAUGAGCGCCAAGCAGGUGACGUGCAGGUACUACAUGCAAGGAGUGUGUCGGGAGGGGAACAAGUGUCUGUUCUCACAUGAUCUGUCCACGAGCAAGUCGUCCACUGUGUGCAAGUAUUACCAGAAGGGACAGUGUGCCUACGGAACGCGGUGCAGGUACGAUCACGUCCGGCUGCCGGCGCCGGGGGCAGCAGCAGCAGCAGCAGCAGCGGCCGCGCCGCCCCCAUCAGCGCCCGCCGCCCCCCGCGGGGCCCGGCCCGACGGCGGCCGCAGGGAGAGGAGGACGCUGGUGCUCAGGGACAGGGACCUGUGUGGCUCGGCUGAGGACAAGCAGAAGGCGGCUGCCCCCGGCGAGGGGCCGUGCAGCAGCGGGCAGGGCGAGGAGCCGGAGCUGAAGCCGCACUCGUACCUGGAGGCCAUCUGCAGCGGGCUGGGCGAGGCGGCGGCGGCGGGCGGCGCGGCCGGCCCCGGCGAGCAGCUCUGUCCCUACGCCGCCGCUGGCCACUGCCACUUCGGGCCCCGCUGCCUCUACCUGCACGGGCUGCCCUGCGACAUCUGCGGCCUGCGCCUCCUGCACCCCUUCGACCCCCAGCAGCGCAAGGCCCACGAGACGAGGUGCAUGGCGGCGUUUGAGCACGAGAUGGAGAAGGCCUUUGCCUUUCAGGCCAGCCAGGACAAGGUGUGCAGCAUCUGCAUGGAGGUGGUGUACGAGAAGCCAUCGGCCUCGGAGAGGAGGUUUGGGAUCCUCUCCAACUGCAACCACACCUACUGCCUGUCCUGCAUCCGGCAGUGGAGGUGUGCCAAGCAGUUUGAGAAUCCCAUCAUCAAGUCCUGCCCCGAGUGCCGGGUGAUUUCCGAGUUUGUCAUCCCCAGUGCCUACUGGGUGGAAGACCAGGAGAAGAAAAACGAGCUGAUUGAAGCGUUUAAGCAGGGAGUGGGGAAAAAGCCCUGCAAGUACUUUGAACAAGGGAAAGGAACUUGCCCCUUUGGAGGGAAGUGUCUGUACCUUCAUGCUUACCCCGACGGGACACGGGCAGAGCCGGAGAAGCCCAGGAAGCAGCUGAGCUCCGAGGGGACCGUGCGGUUCCUCAGCUCUGUUCGUCUGUGGGACUUCAUUGAGGACAGAGAAAACCGGACAGUGAGCAGCACAGAGGAGGAAGUAGCAGAACUUGGAGAACUGUUCAUGCACCUUUCUGGGGCUGACGAGGACUCUGCCCCCUCUCACUGAAGAGCAGCCUGAUGCUCUCUGCAGCACCCAUGCUAUUUAUUUAGCAAGGCUUUUACUCUCUACAGCACACUUAGAAUGAACGUGCCCUGUGGUUUUCCUUGUGCAGUCCUGGUAAAGUUUUCAGAUAGUUAUUUUGUAUGGCAACACAAACCCUGAAAUAUAUGGAGAAAAAGUGCAGUUGAUUGCAUGGAAAAACCCCCUGAAUUGCAAGGGGAGGCUUUCCUCCCUCUCUGGCCUAACAGCCACUGUCUUGUGACCUGAGUGGUAGUGUCAGUACAGCUCCUCUUUACCAUUUAAAGCUUAAGAUGUUGAAAACUGUUGCUAAAUCUAUUUUGGGUGCUUCCCCCCAUUCCCAAUCAACUAAACAUGUAGCUACAACACCCCAGUGGGAAUAAGUGUAGCUUAAAGAGGAAGUUGACUUCAGAACUUACACAUUAUACCUCAACCUAGGAGCUGGCUGGUGCCUGUAGCCUUGCAGGAGCCUGCCUGGCUCAGAGCUGAGGGCCUGAGACACCACAGUGCUGGCUGCUGCGUUCAGCCAGGCACAGCACGCUGGAGGCCCAGCACCCCCCUGCCCUACCCUUACAGCACAGCCUGCACGGGGGAAACUGCCAUCAGAGUCCCUUGCAGUAGUCAUUGCAACAGUUACAGUGACAUUUCUGUUCAGUUGAAUGAGUUGAAAUGUGUUGAACUGGAAGGGAAACCUUGAGCCACUCAAAUGAAGAAGCUCAAGAGCGUCCUGGCCACCUCACGGCAGGGACCUGGCAGCGUGCAGCUGGACAGCAGAACUGAUUUGGGCUGUAAAACAGCUUUCACUGCUGCUUUGCAUUAACUUUGCAGCUCCACUCGAAAUUCAGGCUGGCCACAAGUGGAGAGGCUGCUGAAUUCCAGACCCUGAGGACAAGCAGAGCUCUCUCCCGUGCCCUCAGCCUUACCCUGGGCAGAGGGCCGCUUCCAGCCCUGAGGCCAAGCCUGAAAGGCCCCGGCUCUGCUCGAAGCCUCCAGCAGGCCAGAGAGCUCCAUCCUUGGGGGACAGACAUGAAAGCAAAGCAGAGGCAGGUGUGCAAAACCCCUCAGGUCAGCUCUCAUGGGUGAAAAGCAGGGCCUGGGUCGCUGUCACAAAGCAAAGAGCAGAACCUUAACCAGUUUUAACUCACCAAGAGCCAGCUUGAAGUGGCAGCGACUGGGUGACUCCAGGACUCUCCACUGCUGGUUGGCAUUUCUGGGCCAAAACCAAAGCUGACAAGGCUGGUUCCUCUGAGGGUUCCAGCAGAUGAGGGAGAGCAGCUCCUUCCCUCGCUGCUGCAGCCUGAGCAGCCACACUCUGACCUUCAGGACAGAGCUUCUCCACACUUACCCCCUUUGAAGUUAAUUUUGCCCAGUGCUUGGUGCCACAUCAGGCCUUGGCUUGGCAGCACUCUGACCACUCCCUGGCACAUGAAGGCACCAGGGAAGAUCUCACACUGGUACCACUCCCUGCAGUAAUUCCUCAUCAGCAAUUGCAAAGGUGAAGGAAAACAGUGUCCCUGAGAGAUGCAGUGCUGCAAGGUGAAUGUUCAGGGACACUGACAGCCCUCAGCCUCCCCUCUGUUUCUAGCUGGUCUUGCACAUGUAUCUUCUUUCCAGGGAGAAAUAUCUUCAGUAACAUACCAAAACAAAGUCAAUGGAAAGGAUAUUCUUUACCUUAAACAAGACAUUCUUGAUUUACUUUGCCCCAAGAUGACACAAACCAGGUGACAGUCAUCUGAAAUUAAGAAGAUAACUCGUUUUCCAAAGCUGCAGCAACACCAACAGGAGUUUUCAGUUCAGAGCAGUAAGACAGAACCAGAGACCUUUUCAGUCCUUACCUUUGCAGCUUUCAGCUCAUCUGCCAUCAAGUGCUGUCAAAACACUCCCAAGUGUUUUAUUUCAAGAGACAACCUGUUUUAAAAAGCAGGAGCUGCAGGUUUGUUUGGAAAGGAGAGCUAAAAUAAAAGCAGCUUAUUUUUUUCCUA
Molecule: messenger RNA, 3282 nt
Organism: Colius striatus (speckled mousebird)
Lineage: Eukaryota; Metazoa; Chordata; Aves; Coliiformes; Coliidae
Gene: MKRN2
Product: makorin ring finger protein 2
Exons: 8
Coding region: 62-1288 (408 amino acids)
Biological process (GO): protein polyubiquitination
Molecular function (GO): metal ion binding; ubiquitin protein ligase activity
Source: RefSeq, a predicted model, not a curated record